This is a messenger RNA of Hibiscus syriacus, 438 nucleotides long. RefSeq names its product photosystem II D2 protein-like. Gene Ontology annotation, biological process: photosynthetic electron transport in photosystem II; photosynthesis, light reaction. Gene Ontology annotation, cellular component: chloroplast thylakoid membrane; photosystem II. The coding region runs from base 1 to 438 and encodes 145 amino acids. Lineage: Eukaryota; Viridiplantae; Streptophyta; Magnoliopsida; Malvales; Malvaceae. The transcript has a single exon. The record is from RefSeq and is a predicted model, not a curated record.
AUGGGAUUCCCCAAAACCAUACAUGUAAGUGUUGGGGAUGGAAUGGGUAAUGCAAAUACAUUACCGGCUUAUGGAGAUGGUGAUGGUGCAAAUACAUUUCGUGCUUUUAACCCAACUCAAGCCGAAGAAACUUAUUCAAUGGUCACCGCUAACCGCUUUUGGUCCCAAAUCUUUUGGGUUGCUUUUUCCAUUAAACGUUGGUUACAUUUCUUUAUGUUAUUUGUACCAGUAACCGGCUUAUGGAUGAGUGCUCUUGGAGUAGUUGGUCUGGCUCUUAACCUACGUGCCCAUGACUUCGUUUCCCAGGAAAUCCGUGCAGCGGAAGAUCUUGAUUUUAAGACUGUCUACACCAAAAAUAUUGUUUUAAACGAUGGUAUUCGUGCUUGGAUGGCGUCUCAAUUAGAGAUGUUAAAAAUAAUGAAUCAACGUCGAUUAUAA